This is a messenger RNA of Coregonus sp. 'balchen', 14923 nucleotides long. The record is from the annotation of a GenBank genome assembly. NCBI's taxonomy places the organism in Eukaryota, Metazoa, Chordata, Actinopteri, Salmoniformes, Salmonidae.
UGAGUUCCAGCACUGACAGCUGUCGUUGUCUCUGCAGCCCUUACCAUGGAGGAGGUGACGCGCCUGGUAUCGUCAGGCGACUGUGUGAAGAUCUGGGACUCAGCCUCCAUGACAGUGUUGGAACAGUUCAACCCACACAGCGCUACACACCCUGUGGCCCAAGUGUGCUGGAGCAGCAACAGUAUCGUUCUUACUAACACUCUGGGCAUGUCCCUGUACAUAUAAUGGUUUACUUUUCGUUUUCCUUUUGCUCUGUCAUAUUCUAGUUGAACUGGAGUGGUGAGCAGUCCCCCACACCUUCAUGUAAACUACUUAUUGAUUAAAUAAUUCUGGUCCACCUAGUUGUUCUGUGCCAUAAAUUACUAUAUGUAGUUGGUUGCCUUGACUUGAUUCCUCAGAUCAGUAUCUUGUAAGCGCCAGCAGUAUAGGGGACAAGCUGGUGGUAUCCAGUCUCAAGUCCUCUCCUAUCCCAGUGGUGGAGCUUGCAGAGGGGGUGAGUGUACGAGGCCUGACAGCCAGGGCCAGUAAAGACGCAAUUUCAGUUCCAUUCUAAUUCAUUGCCCUCUCGCAUGUUGUGAACGUGUCACAUUACUAUAAUGUUUUUUGUGUCCACAGAAAAAGCAGACCCGCGUGAGUCUGAACUCGACGUCCCAGUACUUAGUGAGCGGGGGGCUUGAUAACUCAGUCAACAUCUGGGAUCUGAAGGCCAAGAGGCUUCAUCGCACCCUUAAGGUACCCUCAGUCUUACCAGCACCUGUGACCCUACCCAUGAGAACUAUGUCCUAGCACUUAUCUUUUGAUCAAAUCUCACCUGAACACCUGGUGCUAUGUAACAUUGCACUUGAUCUUGGGCAAAGCUUGGGUCAGUGUAGAAGACAUUUUGGAGUUACCUUUAUCACCAACACAAUCUACCUCACCUGUGUACCGCCGCUCUCUCACCAGGACCACAAAGAAGAGGUGACGUGCGUGUCCUUUAACGGCAGUGACAGCUACAUCGCAUCGGGCUCCACCAGUGGUGACAUCAUCCUGCACAGCAUCACCACCAACCUGUCCAGUAAGGCCUUUGGACACGGCACCAACCAGGUGAGUGUUCUGUUGGCCCUGACACAAUUAAUACUGUAACCAGGCCCUUUUGCUUAUAAGGUAAGGCCAUUUGAAUUCAAUCACUUUUUGACAGCAUCCCUUUGGAUUUAAACAAAACUUUCCAUAGAUGUUUGCCCAUUGAAAAAGUGGUCAGAAAGUAACCUUUUGCCAAAACAGAAUUCCAAAACAUUCAGGAGAUAAAGGUGCUCAAAGUUGACCUAUUUUGCAUACAUUUACAUUUACAUGUUUAGUCAUUUAGCAGACGCUCUUAUCCAGAGCGACUUACAGUUAGUGAGUGCAUACAUUAUUUUUUUUUCAUACUGGCCCCCCGUGGGAAUCGAACCCACAACCCUGGCGUUGCAAACACCAUGCUCUACCAACUGAGCUACAUCCCUGCUGGCCAUUCCCUCCCCUUCCCUGGAUGACGCUGGGACAAUUGUGCGCCGCCCCAUGGGUCUCCCGGUCACGGCCAGCUACGACAGAGCCUGGAUUCGAACCAGGAUCUCUAGUGGCACAGCUAGCACUGCGAUGCAGUGCCUUAGACCACUGCGCCACUCGGGAGAUACCAUGAGACGUCCAUGUCUUUGUCACUGGAAAAUAUAUAAACGGUUGAGUUGAUCAUUUAAAAGAUUAGUGUUGUCAAACUAUUUUAUUAUUUCUUGGGGAAAAAAACAUUUAGGAAUAAAACAUUUAAUUUUUUAACCUUUAACGUCGAUUAUUUUAUUAAUUUGCAUAUGUUGUAGCUUAAACCCUAUUACACAUCUGAGGUUUUUGUGUUGUGCCUGCCAUCGGUUGAGACAACAUGUUCUUGAAGACAGGGUCUCAUGGUAUGGUGGGGUAUGCAAAAUGGGUUAACGUUCAGGUCGAAAAAAAAGUCACUUUCUGAGCGCUUCUACAUGGGGCAAAUAUAAAUGGAAGGUUUCGUUAAAAUCAGAAGGGGUGCUGUGAAAAAGUGAUUGAAUUCAAAUGGAUUUACCCUAUACUUAUCCAAUUCUUACCCCGUCCCUGGAUGGUAGGCACUUGGGUUUGUUACUGGUCAUCAAAUAAAUAUGUGGCUGAAGGAUUAAAGACAAUAAAACAUUUGGUGACAAUUAAGAUGCAUCAUAGGCAGGUCUCAAUUUAUACUGAACAAAAAUCGAAACAAGUGAAGUGUUGGUCCCAUGUUUCAUGAGCUGAAAUUAAAGAUCCCAUAAAUUGUCCAUACACACAGAAAGCGUAUUUCUCUCAAAUGUUGUGAACAAAUUUGUUUAUAUCCCUGUUAGUGAGCAUUUCUCCUUUGCCAAGCUAAUCCAUCGACCUGACGUGUGUGGCAUAUCAAGAAGCUGAUUAAACAGCAUGGUCUUUACAGGUGUACCUUGUGCUGGGGACAAAAGGCCACUCUAAAAUGUGCAGUUUUGUCACCCAACACAAUGCCAUAGAUGUCUCAAGUUUUGAGGGAGCGUGCAAUUGGCAUGCUGACUGCAGGAAUGUCCACCAGAGCUGUUGCCAGAAUUGAACGUUCAUUUCUCUACCAUAAGCCUCCUCCAACGUCGUUUUAGAGAAUUUGGCAUACGUUCAAUUGGCCUCACAACUGCAGACCGUGUGCAACCACGCCAGCCCAGGACCUCCACAUCCAGCUUCUUCACCUGCAGAAUCGUCUGAACAGCCACCUGGACAGCUGAUGAAACUGGGUUUACACAACCGAAUAAUAGCUGCACAAACUGUCAGAAACCGUCUCCGGGACGCUCAUCUGCGUGCUCGUCGUUCUCACUAGGGUCUUGACCUGACUGUAGUUUGGUGUCGUAACUGACUUCAGGGGGCAAAUGCUCACCUUUUGAUGGCCACUGGCACGCUGGAAGUGUGCUCUUCACGGAUGAAUCCCGGUUUCAACUGUACCGGGCAGAUGGCAGACAGUGUAGGGUGUAUGGCGGCGUGUGGGCGAGCAGUUUGCUGAACAGGGUGCCCCAUGGUGGCAGUGGGGUUAUGGUAUGGGCAGGCGUAAGCUAUGGACAACUAACACACUUGCUUUUUAUCGACUGCAAUUUGAAUGCAGAGAUUCCGUGAAGAGAUCCUGAGGCCCAUUGUCGUGCCGUUCAUCCGUGCCAUCACCUCAUGUUUCAGCGUGAUAAUGCACAGCCCCAUGUCGCAAGGAUCUGUACACAAUCCCUGGAAGCUGAAAAUAUCCCAGUUCUUCCAUGGCCUGCAUACUCACCAGACAUGCCACCCAUUGAGCAUGUUUAGGAUGCUCUGGAUCGACGUGUAUGACAGCGUAUUCCAGCAACUUCACACAGCCAUUGAAGAGGCGUGGGACAACAUUCCACAGGCCAUGAUCAACUCUGCGAAGGAGAUGUGUCGCACUACGAGGCAAAUGGUGGUCACACCAGAUACUGACUGGUUUUCUAAUCCAAGCCCCUACCUUUUUUUUUUUGAAGGUAUCUUUGACCAACAGAUGCAUCUCUGUAUUCCCAGUCAUGUGAAAUCCAUAGAUUAGGGCCUCAUUUAUUUAAAUUGACUGAUUUUCCUUAUGAACUGUAACUCAAAAUCUUUUAAAUUGUUGCGUUUUGUUUUCGUUCAGUGUAGAUUUAUCAAUAAUGGCUGAUGCCGAAAAGGCUUUUGACCAUCUUGAACUUUGGAAGCUUUCAACUUACCAGCUGAAUUAAUACAUUUUAAUAAAAAUAUUAUAUAUCCUAAAGCAAAAAUAUACACUUACAUUAUCUGAUAGGGGCACAAGACAGGGAUGUCCUCUCGCCCCUCCUGUUUGCACUGGCAAUUGAACCGCUUGCAGAAAUAAUUAGACACAAACCAAAUGUAACAGGUAUUGGUAAACAUGAAUAUAAAGUAAACUUUUUUGCCAACGAUCUCCUGAUAUACCUGACCAAUAUUGAAAGCUCAAUGCCCCCCUCGCUAAAAAUAUUUUCAGAAUACUCGUCUCAGGAUAUAAAAACUACUGAAAUAAUGGCAAUAGGAAAAAUAAUAAUUGAUCUACAGCAAUCCUUUUAAGUAGACCACAAAAAAUAUAGUUAGGAUGCUUAAUAAGUGGCAACAAACAGCAAAUGUGCUGUGUACAAAACAUUUAAGGACACCUGCUCUUUCCAUGACAUCAACUGACCAGGUGAAUCUAGGUCAGUCACUUGUUAAAGCCACUUCAAUUAGUGAAGAUGACGGUGAGGACAUGGGUUAAAUAAUGAUUUUUAAGCCUUGAGACAUGGAUUGUGUAUGUGUGCUAUUGAGGGUGAAUGGGCAAGACAAAAUAUUAAAGUGCCUUUUGAACGGUGUAUGGUAGGUAGGUGCUAGUCGCAACGGUUUGUGUCAAGAACUGCAACGCUGCUGGGUUUUUUCACGCUCAACGGUUUCCCAUGUGUAUCAAGAAUGGUCCACCACCCAAAGGACAUCCAGUCAACUUGACAACUGUGGGAAGCAUUGGAGUCAACAUGAGCCAGCGUCCCUGUGGAACACUAUCGACACCUUGUAGAGUCCACGCCCCGACGAAUUUAGGCUGUUCUGUGGGCAAAAGGGGGGGAGUGCAACUCAAUAUUAGGAAGGUGUUCUUAAUAUUUUGUACACUGUUCCAUUUAAAUAGAUCUGCUUUCAUAUUGUUGAGUAUUGGGAUAAAGUUAUCUUUAUACACAAUCUUCCCAUAAAUCUUAUAGGUAGAAUAAACCUCUUCAGAAUGGCAGGCUCCCAAAGUUUUUAUAUUUAUUCUAGGUAAUACCAAUUACCCCACCGAAGACUUUUUUUAAAGUAUACUCGUCCAUAAGACUUUAUAUGGGCCAAUAAAACUUAAAGAAUCUCCCUAAGUCUGAGGGUGUUUUUAACCUUCCAAACUUGGAAUUGUAUCAACUUGCCACCCAAGGCUUUUACUUGAGACAUGCUGUUAAUGCACUAAAGAGGAACAAUGGGUACAUAUUGAAGAUGUGUAUGCUCACCUACAAUCUAUUCAUGUGUGUUUUCAAAGGAUAAAGCAUUAAUAACUUUAUAGUUAAGAACUGAAACCGAUUCUAUAAGAACCAAUAUUACUUCCAAAAAACCCUAUGAACAAUCCUUGGAUACCUUUUCAGAAUGCACCAAUCAAUUGGCCCACAUGGGAAACUAAAGGCAUAGAAACCUUAAAUUACUUGGUAAUAGGAAAUAAAUAUAUUUCCAUGAUAGGAUUAAAAAGCAAUUUUGCACUGAACAAUGUAGAUAUUUUCAAAUGCAUGCAACUUGCAUGAAACCUUUAACGAAAUUUCUAUUUGAAAUCUUGAGAGAAUCCUAUUUGAGUCAAAAGGAUAUUCAUAUGAUGGGUAAGAUAUACAAAACCUUGCCUAUCCAACUGACAACCGCUUAGAAAAAAAUAUUAACUAAUGGUACCAAGACUUAAAAAUAACUGAUAUUGGAUGGAGGGAAUGUUGGAACAUGACAAAUGUAUGCUGAAACCAACAUAAACUAAUGUAUAGAAUUAACUUUUAAUCCGUCUGCAUAUGUCAAGACAUGUCAUAUGAGGGUGCAGUGCGUUACCAGAUGGGGUGUAUAUACUGGAAAUCAACCAAUCCUCAAUCGUUAAGACAAUGGAAAAAUAAUAUGCUUCAUUAUCAAAAUAUUGAAAGAGCGUGGGCGACUGAUGGGAACAAAAUGGUGAAACUUGAGGAAAUGUGGCGGAGAGUAGUGCAGGCACUGGAGAUAAGGGGUGAGAACAAGUGGGUCUUGUUGUUUGUGCAUGUCUGUAUGUUGUCUUGUGUGUGUGGAUUGUUUUUGAAAAAGAAGAGAACAUUACAUUUAAGAAUAAGCCGCCUCUUUGCAGCCAUAGGUAAUAUCUCACUAGGAGCUGAUCCAUCAGUAUUGUGGAAUAAUUAUGUUAAAGGGAAAUGUUUCAACGUCAUAUUAAUCUCCAGCACCACCCCAACAUCAACAUAUGAAAAAUUGUCUUUCUAUGUUUUAUAGUACGAAAAGAGCGUAAGAUAAGCGUUUCCAAUGACAACAUUGGUGUGCGUCGUGAUUUUGCCUAAUAAUUGGUUGAUGUCAUUGCAAAUGCUUAUCUUCCUAUAUUUUUACUACAAAACAUAGAAACACGCUAUUUUCACAUACACUGUAUAUACAAAAGUAUGUGGACACUCCUUCAAAUUAGUGGAUUCGGCUGUAUAAAAUUGAAUACACAGCCAUGCAAUCUCCAUAGACAAACAUUGGCAGUAGAAUGGCCUUACUGAAGAGCUCAGUGACUUUCAACGUGACACCGUCAUAGGAUGCCACCUUUCCAACAAGCCAUUUUGUCAACUUUCUGCCCUGCUAGAGCUGCCCCGGUCAACUUUUUAAGUGCUGUUAUUGUGAAGUGGAAAUGUCUAGGAGCAACAACAGCUCAGCCGCAAAGUGGUAGGCCACACAAGCUCACAGAACGGGACCACCAAGUGCUGAAGCGUGUAGCGCAUAAAAAUCAUCUGUCCUCGGUUGCAACACUCACUACCGAGUUCCAAACUGCGUCUGGAAGCAACGUCAGCACAAUAACUGUUCGUCGGGAGCUUCAUGAAAUGGGUUUCCAUGGCCGAGCAGCCAUGGAAACCCUAAGAUACGCAAUGCCUAAGAUACGCAAUGCUAAGCGUUGGCUGGAGGGGUGUAAAGCUUGCUGCCAUUGGUCUCUGGAGCAGUGGAAACGCGUUAUCUGGAGUGAAUCACGCUUCACCAUCUGGCCGUAUGACUGAGGAAUCUGGGUUUGGCAAUGCCAGGGGAAAGCUACCUGCCCCAAUGCAAAGUGCCAACUGUAAAGUUUGGAGGAGGAAUAAUGGUCUGGGGCUGUUUUUCAUGGGUCGGGUUAAGCCCCUUAGUUCCAGUGACGGGAAAUCUUAACACUACAGCAUACAAUGACAUUGUAGACGAUUCUGUGCUUCCAACUUUGUGGCAACAGUUUGGGGAAGGCCCUUUCCUGUUUCAGCAUGGCAAUGCCCCUGUGCACAAAGCGAGGUCUAUACAGAAAUGGUUUGUUGAUCGGUGUAGAAGAACUUGACUGGCCUGCACAGAGCCCUGACCUCAACCCCAUCGAACACCUUUGGGAUGAAUUGGAACACCGACUGCGAGCCAGGUCUAAUCGCCCAACAUCAGUGCCCGACCUCACUAAUGGGUUUGUGGCUGAAUGGAACCAAGUCCCCGCAUCAAUGUUUCAACAUCUAGUGGAAAGCCUUCCCAGAAGAGUGGAGGCUGUUGUAGCAGCAAACGGGGGACCAACUCCAUAUUAAAGCCCAUCACUUUGGAAUGAGAUGUUCGACGAGCAGGUGUCCACAUGUAGUUUGUUGGUGUGGUGCUGGAGAUUAAUAUACAUUUAGAAAAUUAUGAAAUGUCCCUUUUUUUUAAGGUAAGAUUUGAAUGGAGAAAGCAGAUCCGAGAGCAGCACUGCUGUUCUUUUGAUCCUAUCAGUAUCGACACUAUCCUCUUUUAGAAUCUGAGAGUGAAAUACUUACACGCUCAUCUCUAACAUGUAGGCUCAGCAUUCCCGAACAGUCCCAUUUAAAAGUCAGAAUGUUGAACAAACUUUGUUUCAACUUAUGGCCAAAAUCGGCAGACAAAAGUAUGUCGGAGGGAAUCUUAGUCAAAAUAUCGACAGGGAAGUGUUGUCAACCCGACCUUCAGUACGCUGGUCUGUAAUCGGUUUGUUUUUCCGGGUUUGUAUUUUCAAUACUGACGCAACUCGCACGUGAUAAACAUUUGCACAAUAUGGCCUAGCCGAACCACAGACCGAACGUCGUCCCACGCAAUCAGCUGGCAAAUUUCACAAAUACUUCCAGCUGAUUGCAGGAAACGUGCUUUGGUCGACUACGUUCGGUUACAUUCGGCUAUUGUGCAUCCCAUACAAUGUGUCAGGAGAUUGAAAACACAAGAGACAGAACCUACUGGCGCCGCAAAAAGUCGAGUAAACAAUGCUUUCCUGUGGAUACCCCAUCUCCUCUUCCUAUCGUCAAAAGGACCAACAGCACAGACAACGGUAAAGUAAGUGUAAAAUACCAUUUUAUUCAACAUUUUGGCUUGUAGAGACCCUUACGACUUUUUUCAGACUGAAUAUCAAUGGUGUAACCAUGGUAAGUCUGAUGUUUAGGCGAUAUCGUCACAUGCCUCAACGACUCACUGCGUGGUGUUUUGGGGAAUAUGUUACAUCUUUGGCCGUUGUAGGAAAUAUGUAUUGUUAAAACACUUACAGGCCUAAGUUCCAUCGCUAUCGGUAAAUCGGGCCCAGGUUGUUAGUUAGCUAGCUAAUGAGGUUACAUGACUGAAUAAGGUGUAAGCAAAUGCCCACGAGUGGUUUUGGAACCGCCCGCGAAAUGGUUAAUGAAUGUAUAGCCAAUUCACGACAGAAAAAAACAACAUUGCGGCAGUAAUGUGGGUCAUAUCUUCUAUCUCUACAAAGUCCCACAGGGGGCCAGUAUGAAAAUGUAUGCACUCACUAACUAAGUCGCUCUGGAUAAGAGCGUCUGCUAAAUUACAAAAAAUAUAAAAAAUAAACAGUGCUACAGUGAAGCCUAAUCAUUAAAACAAAUAUAUGUGAUUAUCUUUCUAGGCUCCUGGUGCUCCCAAAAUAAAAUGUCAGGUUGCAGCAAAAUAUUUAAGAGCAUACAGUCAUGGCCAAAAUUGUUGGCACCCCUGAAAUUUUUCCAGAAAAUGAAGUAUUUCUCACAGAAAAGUAUUGAAAUUACACAUGUUUUGCUAUGCACAUGUUUAUUUCCUUUGUGUGUAUUGGAAUAACACAAAAAAAACAGGAAAAAAGCAAAUUUGACAUAAUUUCACACAAAACUCAAAAAAUGGGCCGGACAAAAUGAUUGGCACCCUUAACUUAAUAUUUAGUUGCACACCCUUUGGAAAAAAUAACUGAAAUCAGUCGCUUCCUAUAACCAUCAAUAAGCUUCUUACACCUCUCACCCGGAAUUUUGGACCACUCUUCUUUUGCAAACUGCUCCAGGUCUCUCAUAUUGGAUGGGUGCCUUUUCCCAACAGCAAUUUUAAGAUCUCUCCACAGGUGUUCAAUGGGAUUAAGAUCUGGACUCAUUGCUGGCCACUUCAGAACUCUCCAGCGCUUUGUUGCCAUCCAUUUCUGGGUGCUUUUUGAAGUAUGUUUGGGGUCAUUGUCCUGCUGGAAGACCCAUGAUCUCGGACGCAAACCCAGCUUUCUGACACUGGGCCCUACAUUGCGACCCAAAAUCCUUUGGUAAUCCUCAGAUUUCAUGAUGCCUUGCACACAGUCAAGGCACCCAGUGCCAGAGGCAGCAAAACAACCCCAAAACAUCUUUGAACCUCCACCAUAUUUGACUGUAGGUACUGUGUUCUUUUCUUUGAAGGCUUCAUUACAUUUUUGGUAAACAGUAGAACGAUGUGCUUUACCAAAAAGCUCUAUCUUGGUCUCAUCUGUCCAUAAGACGUUCUCCCAGAAGGAAUUUGGCUUACUCAUGUACAUUUUGGCAAACUGUAGUCUUGCUUUUUUAUGUCUCUGUGUCAGCAGUGGGGUCCUCCUGGGUCUCCUGCCAUAGCGUUUCAUUUCAUUCAAAUUUCGACGUAUAGUUCGCGCUGACACUGAUGCACCCUGAGCCUGCAGGACAGCUUGAAUUUCUUUGGAACUUGUUUGGGGCUGCUUAUCCACCAUCCGGACUAUCCUGCGUUGCAACCUUUCAUCAAUUUUUCUCUUCCGUCCACGUCCAGGGAGAUUAGCUACAGUGCCAUGGGUUGCAAACUUCUUGAUCAUGUUGCGCACUGUGGACAAAGGAACAUCUAGAUCUCUGGAGAUGGACUUGUAACCUUGAGAUUGUUGAUAUUUUUCCACAAUUUUGGUUCUCAAGUCCUCAGACAGUUCUCUUUUCCUCUUUCUGUUCUCCAUGCUUAGUGUGGCACACACAGAAACACAAUGCAAAGACUGAGUCAACUUCUCUCCUUUUUAUCUGCUUUCAGGUGUGAUUUUUAGAUUGCCCACACCUGUUACUUGCCCCAGGUGAGUUUAAAGGAGCAUCACAUGCUUGGAACAAACUUAUUUAUCCACAAUUUUGAAAGGGUGCCAAUAACUUUGUCCGGCCCAUUUUUUUAGUUUUGUGUGAAAUUAUGUCAAAUUUGCUUUUUUCCUGUUUUUUUUGUGUUAUUCCAAUACACACAAAGGAAAUAAACAUGUGCAUAGCAAAACAUGUGUAAUUUCAAUACUUUUCUGUGAGAAAUACUUCAUUUUCUGGAAAAAUUUCAGGGGUGCCAACAAUUUUGGCCAUGACUGUAUAUGACCGAAAUGGUCACACUUUAGAGCCCUGAUCAUAGGUCUAAAAUAACACUGUUCCUCCCACCUCAGCCCAUCCACGACCUGAAGUACUCUGUGGUGAAGCGCUCCCUGCUGGGCAGUGUGUCAGAUAGUGGCUCAGUGGUCCUGUGGGACGCCAAUACUCAGAAGGAGCUGCAUGUGUUUGAUGGAGCCCACAAGGCCCCCGCCUCGGGCCUGGCCUUCUCCCCAGCCAACGACCUGCUCUUUGUCACUGUGGGCCUGGACAAGAAGAUCAUCUGCUACGACACCUCCAGCAAGAUGUAAGAGCUUGGGAUUUAAUAUUGACCACACAAGUAUAGAGACAUACUGUAUGACUGAGAGAAAGCCUGUUACCUUGGGGUGUUUUUGUGCAAGCUUUGUUGUUGCAAUUUUUUUUGGUCAAACACAUUCACAUUUGAAAUUACCUUGUAUUUUUUCAAUGAUGCGGUCCUUUACUAGUAAUUAGUUCUUUAACAGCGCAAAGGGACUUCAGAGCUGUCUCUUUUGCUUUAAUGUAGUCUUGACAUUUUGUCUGUGUGCUCGUUCUCUCUCGCAGUGUUCUCCGCAGCAUGCGUGUGGAGUCCCCAUUGACGGCCAUUGACUUCACUCCAGAUGGGGCAGGCCUGGUAGUGGGCUCCACCCAGGGCAGACUGUAUCUGUAUGACCUGCGCAACCUCAGCGCCCCCACCAAGACUGCCACCGCACACAAGACCUCCAUCACCAGCCUGCGCUUCCAGAGCUCCCAGAGCAGACACCUCAAGGUAGGCUACACACCACAGCGCCAAUUCAAUUCAUAGUCCUUUUCAAGGUUUGAAAAUAUGAGUUACUUUUCAAUCCCUCAAUUGGAAUUUCCUGAACUGGGUUCAGAGGAAAUUUUAGUUCGGGACCACUGGUGUGCUGUGACAGAGACAAUGGUUUUGAGAUUUUGGGAUGCCAUUUGUCUGCACUAGGGGGCGUGCCAAGACCGUGUGAGUUUUCUUUGGUCUGUUGUGCAUAUUGUACGGAACCAACUCUUUUUACCUUUCCUGAAUUCAUGUAAAUGAGUUGACACUUAUUGUGAUACAAAUGCUGUUGAGUUGACAGUGUCCUACUUCACUUGAUAGGAAAUGUUGUCCCCUUUCGUCAUUACAGUAAGCAUUUUCCCAGCGUGAUGCACCUUGCCAGUUCAGUGUUUCUCUUGACAGCAUGUGCUGUAAGCCCUGUAUUGUGUGGCUAUGGGCUGGGCUCCUGACUAAUAAAGAACCAGAUGCUUCUAAAAUCUUAAAUCCUGUGCUCAAUAGGGACAGUGUUGAAGCUCGUAGGUAUUUAACUGGCAUGUGUUACCUGAGAUCAAUUAAACCUAGCCUUUUCAAGCUAACCAUGUCCCUUUUUUCCCCCCCAUUAGUCCAGUAAAAUGGCGUCCAGCAAGUCUUCCAGCGCUCACACAAGCAAGAGGAUCUCAGCCAGGCUGGGUAAUACCUACCUACCAGCAGUUACCCCCAGCUCCACCUCUACACCCCCCUCUAGCCUGCCUGCACCCCACACGGGAGAUGGAGGGGAUGGACAGGCCCAGGGCACAGGUCAGACUCGCUCUAGUACCUCAAAUAUACUCCUGGCCAACAUCCUGACCUGAAACACCACCCCAUUUCCAAUUCAUGGUCUAGACCAGGGGUACCCAAAUCUGAGCCUGGAGGUCCAGAGAGCUCAUUGUCAUUCUGUGUGUGUGCAGGCUCCAGUGUGGAAGUGGUCUCCAGAGAGGCGGAGGGCCAGCCGGGUGCUGACCGCCUGCCCAGUCUGGACAAGUUCAGUAGCGUGGGUAGAAACAGCCUGGACAUCUUCUCCCCCGUAAGAGACGGUGAGCUCCCCACUCAUCUUUGACUCUUCAAUUUAGUUUAAACUCACCGGUAUUACGUUUGGAUUUGGUCAUCAGUCUCUCUCUCGUCUCUUUCCCUUGUAAACGGACAGCUUUUUUUUGUUUUUUUUUGUCUUUAGAUUACAAAGCCCAUGGGAUGGGUGGUGAUGCUCCUGGUGGAAUGAAAGGGAAUGGUAGGUGGAAAAAGCCAUAUGUCCUCUUUUACAGUUCAAGUUCUCAUUGAAAGUUCAUGAGCACCCUGCACCGCUAACCAUUAGUUGAAGAUGUCUUUUUUAAUUAACCCUCUGUUAUACACCUGACGCAACUAAUCAAGAGCUUGGUGAGUAGUUAAAUCAGGUGUGUUAGUGCUGGGAUAGAACAAAAAUGUGCACCACUGGUUUACCCAGGAAUGGAUUGAGAAACACUGCUAUAAACAUUCAAUGAAGUUCACUGUCCCCUGUACAUCAUCUAUACUUGUGUACAUGAUUGAGACCACAUUUGUGGCUUUUUGUAUGUACCAUAGGGCCCAGUUUGGAUAUGUUCUCCAGAGAAGGAGAAGGGCAGAACAGCACGGAGAAGUUCAGCAAAGUGGGACGCAACAGUCUGGACAUUUUUUCUCCUGUCAGAGAAGGUGAGAUUCCAUUUGUGUGUCCCUUGACAUUCAAAGUUCACAUUGGUCUGCACAGCUUCACAAACCCGCAAACUUUUCCAAACUCAUUAAAUGUAAUGUACAAAUUGACCAUUGAUUCACUCAUUCUUUCCAGAUUACAAAACCCAUGGAAUGACAGCAGAUGUAACAAGUGGGACGAAAGGAAACGAUCUGGACUUCCUCCCUUCCUACUCUGGUGGACCCCCACACCGCAAGACUCCCCUGGGCACCCCUGGAGGAGGGCGAUGUUACAGCCCCCUGUCUGUCUUCCAGACCCCUCAACCAAUCAAAGAGGAGGAGGCCGAGCCAUCAGUGCAGACAGACACACGGGACUCGAGAAGGGUCAGUCUACCUUAUUCAAUCAGCUGUUGGACAAUUUGGAAUGCUGACUUAGACCAUUUUUAACCAUGAGUAUUCCAUUCUGGUCCUGGGGUCUUCCCAGACCAAAAUGAUCAGACCUGAUACAAAUACUCAAGGAUUUUCAUUACUUGAAUCAAAUGUGAGUGUUGGGCUGGAUCAAACCGGAAAUUAAACCCCUUAUUGAGUCAGUCUGGUUUUCCUGUCAAAAUGUUCAAGCUGCUCUUCACGUGUUGUCUGUUCAAUUGACAGUAUGAGAAGGGUGGUGGUUCCAGUCUGGAGGGUGAAGGCCCCACCCCACCCACUUCAUCAGCCCAGACCUCGCACAGCCAACCAGCACCGCUGUUCUUCACCCCUGAACCAGGCCUGAGGAGGGCCAAUGACAUGCAGGCCCAACUGCGCUACAACACACCCCUAAAUGGUGGUCCAUCCACUACUGCACCAGGUGAGUUUGUGGUAGUUUUUUCUGUGUGGGUAACAGCUGUAGAUAAUGUCAAAUCAAUGAAUAUUUUUAUGAUGCAUGCAUAACUAUUUAAAUUGUGUAUGGCUACUGUGUAUUUGUAUGCCAGAGCAUGUGAGAGAUUAUGUAAGCACAACAGUACAUUAACAGUGUGUGGUAGUGUUAAGUUGAUGAAAUCAGUGGAAAAUACCCUGUGUCAGCAGGCCCUGCAGUGUCUUCUGCGGUAGCAUCCUCUCUAUCAGAGAGAAUAGUGGAGACUGUUGGAGCAGAGGGUGGAGGCGCUCCCCUCACAUCCCUGCAGAUCCAUUUCAUCCGCAACAUGAUCCAUGAGACCCUGGAAGACUUCAGGUGUUGCACAUUCUCACAGCAGAUCACCCUCAAAGUUGCUGAACCGUCGUGCGUAUCUCUGGUCACUAGUUUUGUAGAUUCUUGGCUAACCUAAUUUCCUCCACAGGGACGCCUGCCACCGAGACGUAGUGAACCUCCAGGUGGAGAUGGUCAAACAGUUCUACAUUCAGCUGGUAUGUGACAUGUCCCUCUGGUCCUACUCCAUUUGUACACUGUGACACACUGGCCACUACACACCACACACUAUUUUGAGUCCAAGACAAAGCACUAGCUAAACCAGUCUGCAUGGUCGUUCCAGUUCCCUAACCUACCUACCUCUUGGUUCCUUGCUGCGUUUCAGAACGAGAUCCAUGGUCUGAUCGAGAAGUACUCGGUCAACGACUCGCUGGUGGAGGAGAUCGAGAAGCUGAGGGAGGAGAACAAACGACUCCGAGCCAAUUACUGAGAGAUUGACUUGAUGGAUUUACCACCUCAUCACCCCUAGAAACAGUUGUCCCCUCUCAACUCAGAAAGUAUUCCACAGAGCUUUAGGUCUCUGUGGGACAAUCGUGCCACAGACAAAGCCUUUUUUUGUGUCCUGGUUUAACCCCUUCCAUCUCUUCCCAUGGCAUGCAGGGACCAUUUUCUAUUCUCACCAGUUCACAUUUUUUGUACAUCUCAAACUUGGCAAGGGUCUUGGAAUGAAUUAACUCUUAAGUGCCUUACUGGUAGUUAACCAAGGGUUGACCAGUAUGUUCUAUGCAAAGUGUGCUAUCAGUCACAGGGUUGCAUUGGUCAUACAAAUCAUCUGUGACUGUGGUUAUCAUUGCUGGACUGGCCCCGGUGAGGGCAUGGCACAAUUUUAGCCAAAUUCCAAACCAUUCUCUCCUUGCAUUAGGUCCUUGUUUAAAGAGAGGUCAACAAGGACCCAGGGAUAGGAAGAUGCAUUACCUUGCGCUUAAAUACACCACUAAUAUUGAGUUGCAAUAUUUAACAAGUGACAUCAAUAAG